CUUAGGACCCAAUAGGGAAGAGGAACAGGAAAGCGCUUCCUGAGUUCGGGGGUCGAGGAAAGAUGGCGACCACCAAAGGGGUUUGGUGCCUGUGCGAGUUAUUGAGAUUUUUUUAUUCAUUAUUCCUCCCUGGGCUGGCAGUCUGUGGAACUUUAUGCGUAUGUCUGUUUAUUAUCCUCUGGGGAAUCAGACUGCUGCUACAGAGAAAGAAAGCAUUAGUAUCAACUAGCAAAAAUGGGAAAAAGCAGAUGGUAGUUGCAUUUUUUCAUCCUUACUGCAAUGCUGGCGGAGGAGGAGAAAGAGUUUUGUGGUGUGCCUUAAGGGCCCUGCAGAAAAAGCAUCCUGAAGCAGUUUAUGUCGUUUAUACUGGUGAUGUUAACGUCAGUGGUCAACAGAUACUAGAAGGUGCUUUCCGAAGAUUUAACAUCAGACUCACUCACCCAGUGAAGUUUGUUUUCUUAAGGAACCGUUAUCUUGUGGAAGAUUCACUCUAUCCUCACUUCACACUGCUGGGCCAAAGUCUAGGCUCCAUUCUUCUUGGCUGGGAAGCACUAAUGCAGUGUGUUCCCGACGUCUACAUCGAUUCGAUGGGAUACGCGUUCACACUUCCUCUGUUUAAGUAUUUAGGCGGUUGUCGCAUUGGAAGCUAUGUUCAUUAUCCCACGAUCAGCACUGACAUGCUCUCUGUAGUGAAGAAUCAAAAUGUUGGAUUUAACAACGCAGCUUUCAUUACCAGGAAUCCUUUUCUUAGCAAAGUAAAGCUCAUCUAUUAUUAUUUAUUUGCUUUUAUUUAUGGACUUGUUGGUUCUUGCAGUGAUGUCGUGAUGGUCAAUUCUUCUUGGACACUAAACCACAUUCUUUCCCUAUGGAAGGUUGGAAAUUGCACUAACAUUGUUUAUCCGCCUUGUGACGUGCAGACAUUUCUGGACAUUCCCUUACUGGACAAAAAGAAAACCCCAGGACAUUUACUGGUUUCCAUCGGCCAGUUCCGGCCUGAAAAGAACCAUCCUUUGCAGAUCAAAGCCUUUGCUAAAUUGCUGAAUAAGAAGGUGGCUGAGUCACUGCCUUCCCUUAAACUUAUCCUCAUUGGGGGUUGUCGAAACGAAGAUGAUGAGCUGAGGGUAAACCAACUGAGAAGGCUUGCUGAGGAGCUAGGAAUUCAAGAAGAUGUGGAAUUUAAAAUAAACAUUCCAUUUGAUGAGUUGAAGAAUUACUUGUCUGAAGCAACAGUUGGUCUGCACACCAUGUGGAAUGAGCAUUUUGGGAUUGGAGUGGUUGAGUGUAUGGCUGCUGGCACGAUUAUCCUUGCCCACAAUUCAGGGGGCCCGAAGCUUGACAUUGUCGUUCCUCACCAGGGAGAGAUAACUGGAUUUCUGGCAGAAAGCGAGGAAGGCUACGCUGAGACUAUGGCUCAUAUUCUUUCCAUGUCUGAGGAAAAGAGACUCCAAAUCCGCAGCAAUGCUCGGGCAUCUGUAAGCAGAUUCUCUGAUCUGGAGUUUGAACUAGCGUUCCUGUCAUCUGUGGAGAACUUACUUAAAUAAUGCCAUAUCUGUACAAAUUAAAGAUGUUUUAUAUAAAACGGCUAAAUA
This is a messenger RNA of Lontra canadensis (Northern American river otter), 1589 nucleotides long. It is a transcript of the gene ALG11, whose product is annotated as ALG11 alpha-1,2-mannosyltransferase. Gene Ontology annotation, molecular function: GDP-Man:Man(3)GlcNAc(2)-PP-Dol alpha-1,2-mannosyltransferase activity. NCBI's taxonomy places the organism in Eukaryota, Metazoa, Chordata, Mammalia, Carnivora, Mustelidae. Bases 63 to 1541 code for a protein of 492 amino acids. Gene Ontology annotation, cellular component: endoplasmic reticulum membrane. Gene Ontology annotation, biological process: protein N-linked glycosylation. The transcript is spliced from 4 exons. The record is from RefSeq and is a predicted model, not a curated record.